UCGUCCUCUUUAUCUCUCAAGCCGAUCCUGAUUGCCCAUACCAGUCGGCACAACCCCGGAUAAAAGAAUUUUCAUUUCAUUUCGAGCGCAACCUGUUUUCUUUCUUCCGCCCAGAAAGCAACUAUCUUUUCCAUUGCCUCGGGAUUUCCCUUACCUUUUUCUAAGACUCAGAGAAUAAGUUCUGUCAUAGGUUUAGGCUUCAAUUUCCAUAGCCUCCUUUGGGUUCUCCUCCAAAAGACAGAAAAGAAAGUAGAAAAGCUAAAAAAUUGGAGACAAAACAACAACCUCAUAAUCCAAUUCGUUCGCACCGUUGCUUUAUGAUUCUUCCUGACCUUCGACCUCACAAUCUGAUCGAGUCUGUGAUUCGUAUCCAAAACUGGGUACCCUUUUUUACAAAGGCAUCAUUUUUUUUUCACUAAAGGUAGCAUUAAUCUUUGUUGCUCUCUCUCCCACCACCACCAUCAACAAAUUAUUUAAGAAGCACCAGGACCGAAGAAACAUGAAGGUCCACCCGAUGCCCAGGAAGCGCAACAUCACCAUUCAAUACGAAAUGAAUGCGAGAAAUACUUUUGCUGAAGCUCAGGCGCUUUUGGGUCUCUCCACCAAGAAGCUCAGGCGCUUGCCCCACAUCUUCAGCCGGGUCCUCGAGCUCCCCUUUCGGUCCGACGCUGAUGUCUCAAUCGAAGAGAAACCCGAUUGCUUCCGAUUCAUCGCCGAGACGAGCAACGACAUACGCGACGUGCGGGCCCACACCGUCGAAAUCUAUCCCGGGGUGACCAAGAUCGUGGUGAGGGAAAGUGGGUCCCUCGAAUUGUCCCUGGACGAGCUUGAGCUCGAUAUUUGGAGGUUUCGGCUACCCGAGUCUACGAGGCCCGACUUGGCUAGCGCGGUUUUUGUCGACGGUGAGCUUAUCGUGACGGUGCCCAAGGGUGAGGUGGGAGUGGAGAGUGCUGGGGAAAAGGGUGUUGGUGGUGGUGGAGAUGAGGAGUUCUGGAGGGAUGGGAAUGGUGGGGGAUUUAGAGGAGGUAUCGGAGGUAGGCUUGUGCUUGUACAGUGAUGAAGAUUUGAACUUUUUAUUUAAUUAUUGGCGCUUUUUUAAUUCGGUAUUUAUUAGUUUGCAAGUUAGUAUGGGAUGGGACUAGUUUUGUUAUGUUUACUUUGCUGUUGAAUCAAGAAGUGCUGAUUUCUCUUUA
This is a messenger RNA of Carya illinoinensis, 1193 nucleotides long. RefSeq lists its product as uncharacterized. NCBI's taxonomy places the organism in Eukaryota, Viridiplantae, Streptophyta, Magnoliopsida, Fagales, Juglandaceae. The record is from RefSeq and is a predicted model, not a curated record. Bases 500 to 1057 code for a protein of 185 amino acids. The transcript has a single exon.